AUGUAUGGUUAUGCACAACUACCACACGAAGCUUCCGUGAAAGUAUCGCCUUUCCAUGUGGCAGUUUCCCGGGACGAGCUACAAGAUUUCCACGAUCUCAUCCGCCUCAGCAAGCUCGGGCCACGAACGUACGAGAACUCAUCAGCGAACGGAAGAUACGGUGUCACGUACGAAUGGAUGUCUGAGGCGAAAGCUUACUGGGAGAGCCGUUUCGACUGGUCCGCUGUUGAAGACCGUAUCAACGAGCACCCCAACUUCAAGGCAAACAUACUUGAUGACGAUGGAAGUGCAUAUGCGAUUCACUUCACUGGUCUUUUUUCCCAGAGGAAGGACGCAAUUCCACUAAUGUGCAUCCACGGAUGGCCUGGGAGCUUCCUCGAAUUUACUGGCAUUCUGUCCAGAUUGAAGCAGAACUACAGCCCGCAAGACCUUCCGUAUCAUAUUGUCAUCCCCUCGCUACCAGGCUAUGCUUUCUCAGACUCCCCGCCUUUGGACAAGAACUGGACAUUGCAAGACUCGGGGCGACUGCUUCACAAGCUCAUGGUUGGACUUGGUUUCGGUGACGGGUACGCGUUGCAAGGUGGCGACAUUGGGAGUUACACAGCAAGAAUUAUGGCUGCAACGUAUGACUCCUGCAAAGUGCUGCAUCUGAACUUUUGUGUUAUGACUUGCCCUGCCGAGUUGGAAAACUCAGCCUUGGAGGAAUACGAGCGUGAAGGCCUCAAACGAGCUGACAGGUUUGGGAAGCUCGGGACCGCGUAUGCCGUGGAACAUGCCACUCGAACAGCUACUAUUGGCUUUGUUUUGUCCUCAAGUCCUCUGGCAUUACUGGCUUGGUACGUCGAACUGGCACAUGCCGCCAAGGCUCUUAUUGACACGAUGGCUAGGAUUGGUGAGAAGUUCCUGGCCUGGACUGAUCAGUCACCGUCUAUGGAUGAGAUUCUGUCUUCCGUGACUCUGUACUGGCUGACGCAGACCUUUCCUCGGGCAAUUUACCCCUACCGACAGGAAAUCAUUGAUGAGCCUUUCGGACCAAUCAUCGAUGCGAAAUGUCGCAAGGCUCUGCAAGAAGGGCCUCGAAAAUACAUGGUUCAUCCCGAUCCCAAGUUCUACUGUCACCAGCCCAUGGGGUACUCGUACUUUCCGUGUGAGAUAGCGCCUGUGCCGAAGUCAUGGGCGGCAACUACAGGAAAUUUGGUUUGGUUCAACCGCCAUGACAAGGGCGGCCAUUUUGCAGCACUGGAGCAACCAGAAGCUCUACUGAGUGAUAUCGAGGAGUUCUUGAAGCAAGCCUGGCGCUGA
Colletotrichum karsti is the source of this 1302-nucleotide messenger RNA. Its product is annotated as epoxide hydrolase. The record is from RefSeq and is a predicted model, not a curated record. Gene Ontology annotation, molecular function: epoxide hydrolase activity. Bases 1 to 1302 code for a protein of 433 amino acids. Lineage: Eukaryota; Fungi; Ascomycota; Sordariomycetes; Glomerellales; Glomerellaceae. Gene Ontology annotation, biological process: epoxide metabolic process. The transcript has 7 exons.